AUGCUUUUAGAAUAUACCCUCCUUAUGAAGUCGAAUAACUCUGUGCCCGAGCUGGUGUACACGUUCAUCGAGCAGGCGCUGCGGGCGGGCGGGAGCGCGGCGCUGCGCUGCGUAGCCGCCGCCUCGCCGCCGCCGCGCGUCACCUGGUUGCUGGAUGGACAGCCCAUAGAGCAGUUCCUGCCACACCACAGAUACCGUGUGAGUGAGGAAACAACCCCACUUGGCGACGUGGCAUCGCUGCUGAACGUAUCGGUGACGGCGGUGGACGGCGGCCGUUACACGUGCCGCGCACACAACGCGCUCGGAGCAGUCGAACACUCCGCCAGACUUAACGUAUACGGUCCGCCGGCGGUGCGUGCGCUGGGCCCGGUGCGCGUGGUGGCGGGCGAGAACGUCACCAUCCACUGCCCCUACUCCGGAUAUCCGAUCAGGUCCAUAGAGGUGCAUUCCAUAGGAUGA
Messenger RNA from Parnassius mnemosyne (clouded apollo), 459 nucleotides. The record is from the annotation of a GenBank genome assembly. Lineage: Eukaryota; Metazoa; Arthropoda; Insecta; Lepidoptera; Papilionidae.